Molecule: messenger RNA, 1339 nt
Organism: Acanthoscelides obtectus
Lineage: Eukaryota; Metazoa; Arthropoda; Insecta; Coleoptera; Chrysomelidae
Source: the annotation of a GenBank genome assembly
AUAACACUUGAAAAGUCAAUAAUAUACAACACGAGUGCAUCCAUAUUGAGCUCAGUAUGGUAAUAAGCAACGCAAUAUGGAGAAGCUGUCCAGCGCUCCAUCCAUGCAUCCCGAGGCAACUGACAUUCCCAUAACUAUUCCACACUCCCGAUAUUCCUCUAACGGAAACAGGAGUGAAGGCAGCUGCAGUGAGAUUUGUUCCCAUAAGCAAUAUUUAUUUAGGAAGCCGCAGACAAUACCAAUUAGACGUAUACUCGUUGUUGAUUGUUGAUCCGUCAAUGAGGAGCAGAUUUUAUAUUUUCUACUAUUGAGUAUUUUUUAUUAAGUAUUGUUAGAAUGUUAUUGCGAAGGUGUAGCGUACGAAAAAUGAACAUAUUGAGACACGUGAAGGACGUCAAAUUCACUAAAAUUAAGUUAAAAGCUAGAAACAAACGAUCGUGUAAUUGUAUAUAGAAUCAAAAAUGGUAAAGUUUUAGUACAAAGUUCCAGUCAUUCAAUAAUAACGCACAAAUCAAAUGUUUUGAGCUUACGAACCAGAUAUAGUUUCCUUGACGACCUUAUUUUUUCUACAAACCGAUCUAACAGUUAUUUUUCUACAUCGAAAUUAUUUCUACAGAGCCUAACUAGAGACUUAGGACUAUGUAUGCCGCAGCUGGCGGGGCCUCCCUAGCUAGCAGACAAGCUAGACAGAAACAACGGCAAAACAAACAGAAACAAAAACUUAACAACAAAGCCACUGAUCUUGUAGCAAAAACACCACAACAAAAACAUUUUCAAAAUUACACGGACAGUGCUAUCCCAAGGCUAUCGCGCGUAGAACGAGGUGCUCUUAAGCCGCCGACUCUCGCCCAACAUGAACGUCGGCAUAGUGCCUCUAAUUACCAUCUCAAAGAACCUCCAAGACGCGGAGGGAUCAGAGAAAGUCCAUCUAUCUGCAUUCCGGUGCAGAAAGAGCUGCAACUGCCUCACACUCACUCAAACCUCAUCCACCAGCAUAACCAUCUUCCUCUCCAAUCGACUCCCUCACUCCAAAGUCAACUUCCUCAAAUCACUAUACCUGAAGGAGAUGGAAAACUGGAGAGAAGAUGCAGCUUUGUCAGGCAGGUGGAAGAGAUGGAGAAAGGCCAGGAGCAGGGAAUUCUGGAUAAGUGCAACCAUAUUUGCAACUUUGAGAUCAAGAAGGAAGCGUGGGAGGGAUCGAAUUUUUACACGGAAUACGAGAAGGAUUUUUUUGGGAGUUUGGAUUAUCCUUUUUCCGAGAUUUACAAAGUAGAGCUCUGGAUAUUUUAGAAUGGAGAGACUUAAUCUAAUCCAGAGAACCAAAGUCGUAAAAUUUUAC